CCAGCCUCAUGCGGGAACUGGAUUUAAUUCUGACUGCAGGGCUGUAAGGGACGAGCGGGAACGAACGCCUUUUGUCAAGGACUGACAGUCUCUGUUGUCUGUAAUCACCAGUGACGCGGAGAAACUGCAUUGCUGGUGGAAUUCCAGGCAGCUCUGACAAGUGCGGGGCUGCAGGAUGGGGAGAAAACAUUGCUCUGCAGAUUAGCUGGGUGCAUUUGUUGAUCAGAUCCAAAAAAGAAGAAGAAGGAAAAGACGAGACAAAAGAAAACAACAGCUCACAGUGGAAGAUCAGCGAUGGAUAAGAAGCCGUGCAGAAGUUUCCACCCAAAUGUCUGAAAUCCUUUAGAUGUGGACGGCAUCCCUGAGAGUGGAGCCGGGUGCACAGGCCGGACGCUGAGAAGAGGCAGCCUGGGACAAGGCCGGUUCAGCCUCCCGGGUUCCAGGAGUGGAUUGUAACCCCCUCAGGACAAUGAGUGAGGAGACUGUCCCCGAAGCCGCCUCCCCACCACCCACGCAGAGGCAACAGUACUUCGACCGCUUCUCUGAGGACGACCCUGAGUACCUGCGUCUCCGCCACCGUGCGGCGGACCUGCGGCAGGACUUCCAGCUGAUGGAGCAGAAGAAGCGCGUCACCAUGAUCCUGCAGAGCCCUUCUUUUAGGGAAGAGCUGGAAGGCCUCAUCCAGGAGCAGAUGAAGAAGGGGAACAACUCCUCCAACAUCUGGGCCCUGCGGCAGAUCGCGGACUUCAUGGCCAGCACCUCCCACGCAGUCUUCCCAACAUCUUCCAUGAACUUCUCCAUGAUGACGCCCAUCAAUGACCUUCACACAGCUGACUCCUUGAACCUGGCCAAGGGGGAGCGGCUAAUGCGGUGCAAGAUGAGCAGUGUGUACCGACUGCUGGACCUUUACGGCUGGGCCCAGCUGAGCGACACCUAUGUCACGCUGAGAGUCAGCAAGGAGCAGGAUCACUUCCUGAUUAGCCCUAAGGGAGUUUCUUGCAGCGAAGUCACUGCAUCUAGUCUGAUCAAGGUGAACAUCCUAGGAGAGGUGGUAGAAAAGGGCAGCAGCUGCUUCCCAGUGGACACCACAGGCUUCUGUCUGCACUCGGCCAUCUACGCAGCCAGACCCGACGUGCGCUGUGUCAUCCACCUGCACACCCCGGCCACAGCAGCGGUGUCAGCCAUGAAGUGGGGCCUCCUGCCUGUCUCUCACAACGCCCUCCUGGUGGGGGACAUGGCCUAUUACAACUUCAAUGGUGAAAUGGAGCAGGAAGCGGAUCGGAUCAAUCUGCAGAAGUGCCUUGGACCCACCUGCAAGAUCCUGGUGCUAAGAAACCAUGGCGUUGUUGCCCUAGGUGACACCGUGGAGGAGGCGUUUUAUAAGAUCUUCCACCUGCAGGCUGCCUGUGAGAUACAGGUGUCUGCUCUGUCCAGCGCUGGGGGAGUAGAAAACCUUAUCCUCUUGGAGCAGGAGAAGCACCGACCCCACGAAGUGGGCUCCGUGCAGUGGGCGGGGAGCACCUUCGGACCCAUGCAGAAGAGCCGGCUGGGGGAGCACGAGUUUGAGGCCCUCAUGAGGAUGCUGGACAAUCUGGGGUACAGAACAGGCUACACGUACCGCUACCCCUUUGUUCAAGAGAAAACCAAACACAAAAGCGAGGUGGAGAUUCCAGCCACCGUCACAGCGUUCGUGUUUGAGGAGGACGGCGUCCCGGUGCCCGCCCUGCGGCAUCACGCCCAGAAGCAGCAAAAGGAGAAGACCCGCUGGCUCAACACGCCCAACACCUACCUGCGGGUCAACGUGGCUGACGAGGUCCAGAGGAGCAUGGGCAGCCCCCGGCCCAAGACCACAUGGAUGAAGGCUGACGAGGUGGAGAAAUCCAGCAGCGGCAUGCCGAUACGGAUUGAAAACCCAAACCAAUUUGUGCCUCUCUAUACCGACCCCCAAGAAGUGCUGGAAAUGCGGAACAAGAUUCGAGAACAAAACCGACAAGAUGUGAAAUCAGCGGGGCCCCAGUCCCAGCUCCUGGCAAGCGUCAUCGCUGAGAAGAGCCGAAGCCCGUCUACAGAGAGCCAGCUGAUGGCCAAGGGUGACACGGACACUAAAGACGAGUCAGAGGAGACGGUGCCCAACCCCUUCAGCCAACUCACUGACCAGGAGCUGGAGGAGUACAAGAAAGAGGUGGAGAGGAAGAAGCUGGAACUCGAAGGAGAGAAAGAAACUGCCGCAGAGGAGCCUGGUUCACCUGUAAAGUCUGCACCUGCUUCUCCAGCACAGAGUCCAGUGAAGUCAGAGACAAAGAGUCCCGUGGUCUCUCCCUCCAAGUCUUUGGACGAAGGUGCUAAGAAGACAGAAACAAGCAAAGCCACCACGGAGCCUGAAACAGCGCAGCCAGAAGGGGUGGUAGUCAACGGGAGGGAGGACGAGCAGACAGCAGAAGAAAUUCUCAGCAAAGGCUUGAGCCAGAUGACCACCAAUGCCGACACGGAUGUUGACACCUCUAAGGACAAAACCGAGUCUGUCACCAGCGGCCCCAUGUCCCCAGAAGGCUCACCUUCCAAGUCUCCCUCAAAGAAGAAAAAGAAAUUCCGAACACCAUCUUUUCUGAAAAAGAGCAAAAAGAAGGAGAAAGUGGAGUCCUGAUUCGUGGCAUUCUGGGGCUCCCAUCUGCAUCCUCUCUUCCCUUCUCCCCUUCUCCCAUCUCCAUCCCUGAAGCACAGGGCCAAGGAGGGAUAGAGUAGGACCCUGGACCACACUCUUGAGGGGGAACACAGAGAUUGCCCAACCAACCCCUCACUUACAAUUGCCCCAGAGAAAUCAGGUGACUUUCCCAAGGUUAGUGGCAGAGCCUGCACUAGAACUCAGGUCUCCUGGCUCCCAGUCCAGCGCUCUUUCCACUAUACAACACUGCCUAGUGUGGGCGGCCUUUGUGAGCCCCGGGCAAGAGGGCCAGAGUGGGCCACAAGCUCUCACAGGCUCAGACUAAAUCAGAUCGAGGCUUUCCCUGAACAAGGUCCUUUUCUCACAGGAACCCAAUCUCCUGCUGAUGGAGCUAUCAGUAUGUUUAGAAAUCUCUCUUCUCUUUUUCAUAGGGUCCCUGCCUUGCUGCUCACAGUAACCAGACAGAUUGACCUGCCCCCUCCACUAGAAGUUUAUCUUUGUUCUCAAGGGCUGAUGGCUUAGCUUGUGCUUCCCCAACCAUUAACCCUGAGCUUUCCUCAUGGAACCUCCUGAAUGACGAUGGAAGACUUGUAACAGUUGGCAGACGUAAGGGCAAGCCAAGUCAGCCAUAGGAUGGGAGAUAAUUUAAUCUAUAUAAGAAGCCAGGUACUUGACCCAAAUAGUGUAUCUCAGGCGCUUCAAAAGUAAAACCAAAUUUAGCUUAGAAAAUAGUUGUCUCGUGCUCAGGGCAGAAAUUUGGGGAAAUUUAGGUCUUCUGUGGGCUUAUAUGGGAGGAUCAAAACAACACAGGAAAUGCUAUGCCUUUCUAGCUUUGCAUGACACACGGAGCAAUGCGGCUCUACCUGUCUCACUCCUGUCCAGUGGUUAGGUGUCCCCUGACCUUCUCUGAAACCCAGAAGCACUGGCUCAUAGAGUGGAACUGGCAUCUUGCCCCUGAGUUCCAACUCAGUCAUGCUGGGUCCUGCAGAGAAUGAGAUGACCCCUUCAGGAUUAAUCAGAUACAUGCUUGGGUGUCCCCGGCUCUGUCACUGUCUGUUCAUACGGGGGCCUGGUAAUAGCCACAGCUAUUGUUUUAAGUGCCAACAUUAUGUUUUCAUAUUCUUCCAUGGGGCACUGAUUAAUGAACAUUGUUGGCUCCUAAAAAAAAGACAAUCUAUUCUCUUGAAAGCACAGUGUCUUCAAAGGAUAUUUUACCUUUUUGUCCUGGUUAUUACAAAAGUAUUUUUGAGCAUUCUUAAUCAUAAUUUUCCAUGUUUGAGCCCUUACUACACACACACACACACACACACACACACACACACACACACACACUGUGCAGGCUUUACACACAUUAUAUCCUGUAACCCUCAUAAUAAUCCUGUGAUGUGGGUAAGAUUAUUCCUAUUUUAUGAGUAAGGAAACUGAGAUUCCCAAAGUAUAAUUCACUUGUUACAGGUGACUUGGCUAGAAAGAGCCAGAGCCUGGAUUUGACCAAAGUCAGUCUGGGUCAGAGCUUUUGCUCUUAAUAGCCAUGGUGAUCAGAAAACUUUAAUCCCCAAGGGUGGUGGUUUUAGUCCAGACCAUUUCUGUGACUGGUCUCCACUGCAUAAUGUCAGCACUUGAAAUGAAGGUAGGAAGCUACCUUGUUCUCUCUCAUCAGUGCAUGUUAAGUUCCUGGAUAACAUGGACGGUGGCGAGGCCAGUGUGGACCUCUGACAAAGGAGAGGCAAGAGCCUUCUGGUUGGGGUAGGAUAUACCAUCCAUUGUUGGGUAAUUUCUUGAGAAGGAAGGAAACUGACACAUGACUAAGGAAAACCCAAUGCUGUGUCUCUCUAGUGCAGAUUCCCAACUGCUACCCCCACACCCUCGUACCCCCACACUCUGGCCCCUCUCCUUCUACUUUUUGAUUAGGUCUUACAAUGGACAGCCCAACGGUCAGGGGCACCACUGCCUCAGAAAAAUCUGUGAUAUGGGAAAUGCCUUUAAAAGCCAACGCUUUGAUGCCUUCUUUAAAAAAGUAGAUUUCAUAUUCAUUCAUUCAUUCAUCCAUCCCUUCACAAUAUUUGUUAAGCACCCACUAAAGGUCAGGCAUUAUGCUGACAUUAAAAGAAAACGAUCAUUGUGACUAGAAUAAUGAGUGGCAAGCAAUGGCAAGCGUGGAGUGACUACAUCGACUGAGGCAGCUUUCUGUGUUUGAGUGGCUCAGAGAUGGUGUUGAUUGACUUUGCAGUCAACAGAUUCUCUUCAUUCCCUUUACAACGGUGAAAAUGCCAGAGCUUGUGGCAAUUUGAGCAUCGUCCUUGGAAUUUAUGCCAUGGGCCCAUCUCAUGUUUAUCCAUUUGUUCAGUGCUCGUGCAUUCAAAGAACACGCAUGAGCUUGUGUCACUGGCUGGGCCUGAGGGCAGGACUUAGUCCCAGCCUGCAGGAAGUUCAUAAGUAAAAGAAGCAUGUGGACAAGCUACAAAAUGGUCAGGGGUGCAGAGGUGGCAUUAGGAAGCAGUGAUUUACUGUCUUCCGGGCCAGAGAAACCAUCUUGAAAGGAGUGAUGGUUGAAUUAGGUUUUCAAAGCAGCGGAAUUGUCCAGGGUUGGCGGGACAUUCCGUGAUGACGGAAGAGCAUGUGCAGAGGCAUGGAAGCAUGAAACUCCAUGAUGUGUGCACUCAGCAAUUCAGGACUGCCGGAGCAUAAAGUGUAAGGUGGGGGUGGGGCAGGGAUGGGCUGGUUCGUUUCACAGGUGAACAGGGCUGGAUCAUAAAGAAACUUGUAGAAAGUAUGGAGGAGCUAGACUUUAUCGUGUACAGGGGUUGGAGCUGCUGAGUCAUCAUCAGGAUUGGAUUUUAGAAAAACUUUGGUGGCUGAGUGGAGAAUGCAUUAAAGGAGUGAAAGAUGGGAGAGCUCCUUAUAAUGAGGUCUUUCUGGAACGUCAGCACUAAAUCGUGUUUGGGGGCCUGUCUUACACUACAUUGUCCUUCGUAGCAAAUAGUGAGCUUUCAGCGCAGAAUUCAUUUCCAUCCGAUUAUUUGGUUAAGGCAUCUUAAGAAACUUAGACAAGGAGAGGGAAAUAUUCAAAGAGCUGCUACUUAGCAGAGUUUCCAGUUCUAUUUUGACUUGUGUAGAGAGGCUGUUGGGUCCAUCUGCUAAUUUCUUCUUCCCUAGUACAUGUUGGGUGUGGCACGCUUCAUUCCAGGCUCAAGGCCGUGCACUAGAUGUUAUUGAAGUAGAUGUAUAGUUCAAACAGUGUCACAGGCUUUUAGGGCGACAGGAGGGGCCAUUGUCUUUGGCUCUGGAUAAAAGCUGGCUGAAAACUUGGACCAGUAUCUGUCUGGAGAGAAUGUGUAUAUGGAGAGCUCAGAAUUGGUAGGCAAUAGGUUCGCUUCAAAGAAAGCCACUGUGCUUGGAUAUGCAGCAGAAAAGGGAUGAGAAAAUGGAACCAAUCUGCGGUGCUGUGGCUGGCUGAGCUGGGAAAGAGGUUUCUGAGGCUGUUUCCACAGGAAGAUGGACAGGGGGUGGGGAGGCAGAGGGAGAGAUGGUUACAGAGAGACAAACUUGGUCCCAGGGACUCUUCGUGCACUGGUGGUUGGCACCCGGCAGUGGUGUGGGAGACCCAUCUAUACCACGUGACCUUCCCUCAAACUUUGUAAAAAGCACUGCCAAGAGACAACCGCUAGCCCAGGUGGGAGCUCCAUAAAAGCCUCCUGGCCUGUAGGUGACCAAGAAACUCCCACUUCGGCCAAGUUAUACACAGAUAACAAUAAUCUCCCUCAACACUCCUAUAAUGAAAAUGGGGUUCUUCCUCUGCAGAUGAUAAGUUAAAGGACUUGGGGGUUUCGGUUGAACCCCCGAAAAGCAUUGCCCUUAUACCACUGCCAUAUAUACCGAGCCUUGAAUCCUGCUCCCUGUGUCUAAUACGGUGUCACUCAUUCCUGAAUGUGGCAAGACAAUCGCUCAGAUGUCGUCAGUCACUGUCGUAACAGAGGUCUACCGCCUUUGUCAGCAUGGGGAGAAAGCUGUAAAGCCACUUCUCUGGGUGCGUGGUUUUGAAAGAGCCAUUUGCCUAAGAGCACAAUUCACUUCUGAAAGUCUGAAAGAUGAAAGAGUUUGGAUUUUUCCAUGCAGGCAUGUACAGGGGUAACAGGGACACACAGCCCACCAUUUGGCCUAUAUGCCAUCUUUUGUAUAAGUGUGAAGUUUAUGUUCUAAUUCCAGGCCAAAUUUCAGUUUCUGACUAUUGAACAAAUGACAAAGCAUACAACACUCAUUUCUCUCAUGGGGAUCAGCAGGCGCCCUUGAGCUGGCUGGCACAGUUGCAGUUGACUCUGAGCCUAGAGAAUCUGCUCAAAUAGUGAGAGAUGUAAGACCUUUUUCCUCUAGGGUCAGAGUCUGAGAAGAAACGAGAGAGGGGAUGGAUCUAUGCCCUCCACUCCCACAGAAGGGACAGGGCACCUCACAAUUCAAUACCUGAUGGGACACAUGACUGCCAGUGUUCCACAUCUAUUCCAAAAGGGACACUUUAACACGAGAAGUCAGAGACCUUGAACUGACUAAGGAAAUAUACUCAUUGGUUAUUUACCUGCGUAGGUCCACUUGUGCUACAAUACAAAAAUGCAUAUGCAAUAGAGCGAUUAUUUCCAAUUUAUCCAUUUGGAUGGGGCAUACUUUUUGCCAAAAAUAAGAGCAUACACAUAGAGACCUGUCACGAAGGCACACUCAGCCCUCUUGUGCCUCGGUGAGGAGCCACCCUCACCCAGGAAUCAACAUGGGGAUUUCAGAUGGGGAGUCCUUCUUUUGUGGAGAAAGCUUUCAUCAUUUUUAUAUACACAGGCUUCUCUUUUAGGAACAAUUAGAAUCUCCAGUUGGGGGUGUUCUUAAAAAUACAGAAGUAAUGGUUUGCAUUGAUUCGUACUUAGGUGGUAUUAGGUUUUGUCAAAUUGAUGUUGGGUGCCCAUUGCCUUUAAGAUGUCCCCAAAAGUUGGGUUAUGGCUUUCAGAAAUUGGGUCCUGAAGAUGGAAGAGAAAUGGCCACUCUUACUGACACAGGGAGGGACUCAGGUGGAGGCAGAGCCAGAGCCUGGACGUGGGCAGGUUUCCCAGGGCAGUUGGCUCCUGGGCUCCGCGUCUCACCCCGUCUCCCAAGCAGUCGGAUGAGGCCAGCUGUGAUGUGGCAAGUCCCCUAUCCCUCUGUCACGUAAAGAAAAUGUUAUGGGAGUGGUGGGGAAGUAGUUGUAAAAGAACCCCAAACUCUUCUCUCCUCCAGCAAAUCAUCCUGUAUUACUUUUAGAAGCUAAAAGGCCAGAUCUUCCUUUUAAAGUGAAUUAGAAGGAGGAUGACAGUUGAACCAAGCACAGAGGGGCCACAUUUAAAUACAUCAAAGCCCUUACAAAAUGGGAAUCUAUUUUAGGGACCUUCACCCCCACAUUUCAACUCCACCUCAUGCUUCUUAGGCGUGCUUUGUGGGAGAUUGUUUGGUCUACAUGGUCGGCUCCCCCUUUAAAUUCCUGCCAUCUACGAUAUAACUCGGAGUUCCUGCAGAGCUGGGCUGGCCUGGCCAGGGUGUGGGGGUCUAGAUAGUGUGGUGUUCUCUAAAGCUGUGGAUGGUUUCAGUGAAAUGUCUAUGUCAGACAAUCGUCUCCCUGUACAUACCUUGUCUGUGUUUAGCUUGUCCUAGUAUUGUGAGAUUUCAAAUAGGGGUUCCAUGUAAAUACUCUUCCUGCUACUGAAAUGCCAGCCCCCGGAUCAUGCAGCAGCCCCACAAAUGGUUUUACCUUUCUCUAUGCUAACACUUUUUGAGCCACUGAUGUGCAGAUUGAUGAUUAGUUUCUUGGGCUUUUAUUUUGCAAUUUUAUAUAUAUAUAACACACAUAUAUUGUAUAUAUAUAUUUAUGGGUUGGUUUUGUAUAGUUUUCUGUUUGAAUCUCUGAGCACCAAAGCUGCCCUUGGAUUUUUCUAGAGAAUGUUCCAAAGCCACUUCCUGACACCUCCCACCCCCUGCUUUGGUGUUUGUGGUGCUGGGUAGUAAUAUAUCUGAGUAUAUCUGCCCAGGGAUUUCUGUAUGUAUGUGCUCUUAUCUCACUUGCAGAUAUUACCCCAGUAAAUCUACUGUGCUUGGC
Messenger RNA from Rhinolophus ferrumequinum (greater horseshoe bat), 8768 nucleotides. It is a transcript of the gene ADD2, whose product is annotated as adducin 2. Bases 470 to 2644 code for a protein of 724 amino acids. The transcript has 16 exons. Gene Ontology annotation, cellular component: cytoskeleton; postsynaptic density; plasma membrane. The record is from RefSeq and is a predicted model, not a curated record. Gene Ontology annotation, biological process: barbed-end actin filament capping. NCBI's taxonomy places the organism in Eukaryota, Metazoa, Chordata, Mammalia, Chiroptera, Rhinolophidae. Gene Ontology annotation, molecular function: actin filament binding.